AUGCGUAAGCGCUUCAAACCAACUCUUCCAAACGCACGAAGUGGUCGUCGCACGGACGUAAGUGCCGGUGAAAAUGUUUCUUUCAAUAACUCUUCAUCAUCAGGUACGAGGCUUUCAGAGCAAACGACAGAGGCCAAGGAAGGUAUUUUUUUUUUAAAUGCGUUUUCUAGCAAUAGGUAGGGACAAUGCUUUAAGGAGACACGAAACAACCCUAGAAUAAUAAUGUACUUCAAUUCAAUUCAAUAUUCUAUGAUUAUUGGGCUAUUGCAUUUUAGUAAAAUCCAGCUAGUGGUGUAUUGUCAAUGCUGCGUUCUGAUUGCUUGAGCUACUACUAGGCUUUAUGUUAUAUCCCACUAGUAGCGAAAAGCGUCGGCUUUUUGGCGGCAAAAAAGGAUUAAAGUCUAGCUUUAACUAGCUAAAAUUUUUUUAUUCUCGAUAUUUUUGACCAACUAGUUUGAUUUUACUAAAACAAUUAUUCCUCUCGCCCUCAUAGUCAAUAGCCCAUUCAGCCUUCGGCCUCAUGGGCUAUUGACUCAGAGCCCAUUUGGGCUCAAGGAAUAAUUGUUAAAUAAUAUCCGCACCCCCCACCCGCACCAUGGAAUUCUUCAGGGUUGAAUUGUUAAAAAUUGAGGAUUUCUUUAGGGGUAGAGUAAAAAAAUAUGGAAUUCUUUGGGGUUGAAGCUUUAAUUUUCACGAAAUUCUUCAGGGGUAAGCCCACAUUGGAAGUCUUAACAAAUUAAUAAUAAAUUAAAAAUUUCUAUAGCACUCUUUCCAGAUGUGAUCAAAAGUGCUGUACAAAAAUUUCAUAAUUAUAAAAUUAAAUACAAUAUUGAAAGGAGAAAAAGUAAAAAAUAAAAUUUAAAGGCCAGUGCGGUGCAAUUCAUAGGUGAAUGCAAUUUAGCCAAUCUUCAGGGGUAAGAAGAAAAUGUAAGUCCUCAACCUGGGGCGUACUGAUAUUAAAUGCAAUAGCCCAUUGUUGUACAUGUGUGUGGGGUCUCCAAACUAGCAAGAGCUUACUAGUUGGACACCGGCAUGUUCUAGUAACAGCAAAAAAAGCAACCACAACAACUACUUAAAUUAAAUCAUUGAUAGAUCUAAGCAGAACAGCAGUCAAUCAAGUUUGAUUGAUCAAGAAAUAUUAUUAUCUUCUUACAUGUCAUUUAUGUUGAUCUAUCUUCCUUUUUCUUUCCUCUGCUUAGGGACCGAUCGUUUAUUACAUCCUGGGAGUGGGGGGGGGAGGGUGGUUGGAGGGGGGGUACAAUAAUAAAUUUGCUAAGAGGCUUGAUUUUGGGGGGUCACUUUUAAAAAUGCACAAAAUGUGAGAGGGGUUGAAAUAUUACGACACAGGACUGGCCUUCUAUGAAAAAGUUGUCAAACUACCGGUAUAUUAUGAUUGAAGCAAAAUAUUAAUAGAAGUUUCCUUCAAAAGUAGACAAAAUAAUUUCCUUUGGCAUUUCUUUGUCAGCAACAAAAUGUUAUCCAUAUAAAGCUUGGCCCAGAAACCUAUCAGCUAUUUCUACUACCAGGAAUAUAGCAUGCAUGUGCGCACAUGCGCCUAUGUAUACAGCGGAAAUCUGGGAAAAAAAAUAUAGAUAAUUAUAAAUCCUGAAAACAUUUUUAUCAUUAAAUUGGCAUAAACGUAAGAACUAAAGGAUGUAAGAAGAAUUUAAGAAGAGUUUCGGACAAGAUACUAAUCUUACAAAACGUCUCAGAAAGAGCUUUGGGGAUAAGUAUUGGGAUAAUAAUUUGGGAGUAGUUAUUUAUUUUAUUUGGUUAAUAAUAAUAAUAAUCUUUGUAGAGGAUACUCCCAUCACAUUGAGUGGUUUUCAGGGAGGUCCUCUGACUAAAAUAAUAAUACUUUACAAUCAAUUUUAAAGAUUUAACUUUAAUGCAGGUACAGUUGAUACUGCAACAGAGGCAAUGGUCACAUCCGAACAAGAGCAAGAUGAAACAGCACUUUGUAAAACACCUUCUACACCCUCAAUAUCUGCAGCAGGCUCAUCAAGAAGAUCACGCAUCAAGCCAGCAGUUGUGCCAGUGGCUCGUUCUCGAACAAAUAAUGCCGGCAAAGGUAAAACAACAACUGGGGCUAGACCUGCAGCUGCAGACCAAAAGGAAACAAAUUCGUCAGGUUCAAAAGUCCAUAAAUCAUCCAACAAUGUAGACAAGCCAUCAUUAUCCAGUGAAGAAGGUAGACAGAAAGGUAUUGUAAUAAUGUUUUUCUUUCACUGAAAAAUAUUUUAACGAUAAUGAACUAAGACUGUAAGAUUACAGAAGUUAGUAAGUUGCUUUGGCUGUAAUCUUACCAUCUUCUAUAUCACUGUAAAUAUUAUUUUUUAUACAUCUUUCCAUCUUGUAUACUAUUCUAUGUCAUGCCUGGUCAGACAAUCGUACACCAAUACAGGGGUACUACAUAUGUUAGUCAUUAGUGCAACUCAUUUUAAAUUUAGGGGGUGUUCCUUGGUGUUGUGGAUAUGGACAGCCAUUUGUGCCAAAGUUACGAAUGGCUGGUGUAAAUCUAAAAUCGUUAGUGCAGAAUUACUAAUCGUUGGUGUUAAACUGCAAUCUAAAGUGCAAAAUCACUAAUUGUUGGUGUUAAACUGCAAUCGUUAGUGCAAAAUAACUAAUGUUAGAUAUUAAACUGCAAUCGUCACCGUUAAAGUAUAAAUGGUUUGGGUAUUGUUCAGUGUCUUUUAUAGCCUGUGAGCAAGCUCUUCGGGGCACUCUGGCGGUGUCUUUUCUAUCCGCUGUGAUACAUUAUUUGGUGAUCACACCUGGCCGGUCUGCAACACUAAGAAGCUACCAACUUCAGAGGUGAAUCUGAAAUCUACAACUUUCAAAUAAUCAAUUCCUUGAUGAUGCCCUGUUAGGUUAAAAUUCCAACUAGCAAUAUGGCCUUGAAAUGGCAAUAUCAGCAGCGUGCAAAGAAAGUAGUGUCCAAUAGCCCGGGGCUAGUGGAUUUUGCUAUCAGGCUAGUGAAUUCUGUUCUUAAGGUAUCUGCACCGGCAAAUUCUGCACAUUUUCGGUGAUACACUGACAUCCAGUGUAAGAGUAUUAUCUACAUGUUAGACAACAACAUUGCUUUUUGGUCCAUAAGGAACAAAACUAGUGAAAAAAUUGUAAGGCUACGUCACUCUAAAGGUGUUAUUUUAAUUACUCCCUGGGGGUGGCAUGGAAAGAGAAGAAUUCAAAUUUCACAAAAACCACAACAGUUUGUGGGAAAAAUGAAAUGCAACACAAACAGGGACGUAAAAAGCAACAAUCCUGUGUUUGACCAAGACACAGCUCCGAGAAAUACGCCCUCUAGAGGGCAAUUUGUUGUUUUGUAAUUUGAUCCCUUUUUGGAAGGUUUAUUCAAAAAAGAACACCAGAUAUGCAUAUUACAUCAUCUGAACUUACUGUAGAAAGAUUUUGAGGGCAAAAUAAAAUGUUGAAAAUUUGCCGGUGCAGAUACCUUAACUUGCCCAAUGGGUAAGUGAAGUAUUUUCAGGAAUUCAUCUUACCGAAGAACUGUGAAAUCAAUUCUGCUCAUCAAAAAAUUUGGGGGGCCAGUUGAAAUGACAUUUGGGCUAGUACAAUGCAAUUGCUAGCUUCAGCUUGCCCAAAUGGCAAGCUGUAAAAAUUACUUUCUUUGCACCCUGAUGAGACAAAUGAAAUGGCAACAAAUGACAUAAAGAUGCGUCGAGACUAAAAUGCUGACAAGGACAUGGCUCCCCCUCAGUACAUGAAACAACAGGUUUUGAAAUUUUAGACUUGGGACAUACCUACCCAGCCAAAGAGGGCCUCAUUAAGUGAACCUUGGGCGGUACUCUAGACCUGGCCUAUCUGUAAGUAUGAUAAUUAUUACGGUUUGAUCUUCCACCAGAUUCAACUACUGAGGAAAUCUCAAAGUCACCCUCCCUAAAAGAGAGAAGUCAACAAGCUAACCCCAGAUGUACAACAGUGGUCAGCCCGUCGGUUACAAACUCUGAAGAAAGAUCUCAGCCUGUAGCAGAUCAACCAGUAAUAAAACCGUCACAAUCACAAAAUAAACACACAACCUGUGACAGUGGAAAUGAGAGUGGAGCACCAUCAUCACUGCCACGCCGUAAGCGAGUUUUACCCAACCUGGGAUCAGCUUCAAGGAGGAGACAUUCUUCUGUCUCCAAGGAAAAUGUUGAGAAGAUUGUUGUAGCAAGAUGUGAAGAAAUUUCUACUACUGAAAAAGAUAUUGGGCAUGUCAGUGUAAGUACAUGUAAGGACGACAUUAAAGCACUUUUUUUAAGUUUUGAAUUGAUGGGGUUUUUUUUGUACAUUUGUGCAGUUAUUGUUAUUUAUUUGAAUCUGGAAAUGCACAAACUUUUAUUUCUUUUCUCUUACGCUUUUGUUAUCUGUUUUUAACCAAACAAAGAAAAAGAAAGAAAUAUUUUGUGCACCUGUAUUACUUUGUAAGCUGUAAUUGGGAUAUUUUAAUCCAUUCACUCCUGGAGAUUUUGCCAAAAAACGCGUUUUCAAGCUAGUCGAGUGGUUUUCUGGUCACUGUCGUGCUAUAAAGAGCUAAAACUUACCACAAACCGGUUUACAGGUCGUACACUUCGCGGUCUUCUGAUCCAGAUGCAAAAUAUCAGCUUGCGAAGUUCGUGCAUGCGCAGAAAGCAAAAUUUCGAGAUAGUUUUUGGGUUUAAAAGUGACACAGCAGUCUUGACUUUUACUUUUCGCUUUCUCUCCUCCCUUCUUUUUUCGCUUUUCUUGCCUCAUUUUUUUUUCUCUUGCUGGGCAUUUAGUAGGCUUCAUUUUGGUGGGAAGAGUUUUUAGGAAAGCUUUUAGGAUCUUAGGAUUAGGUGAAAGGAAAGGUAGGUGGGCAAUGGAACAAGAUUUUCAUGGAGAUUUUCAGGUCAAUGUCACGUGGUUUUUUGCUUCUUUCUCCGGUGUCCUUGACUGAAUUGUGCUCAUUCUGGUAUGGUUUGAAAGAUCUCUUCACUCUGCACAAGUUAGCGAAGAAGGUUGACCUUGACCGUUAAAACUGAUGACGUCACAAAGGGUAGAAAGGACCUGGAUCGGCACGGGUGGUUACGGGCAGUUCAGGGGCGAAUGGGUUAAACAAAUCCUUCCCCCAAAAUGAAGCUGCGCUGACUAGUCCAAAAAAUAAAAUUUGAUGUGUCACAGCAUUAUGGCACUUAAAAUAGGGCAAUGAAAGCUUUCUUUUCCCUGUUCCCUGUUUCAGGAGGUAGCGUGGCCGAGUGGUCAGCGCGUCGGACUCGCAAUCCGGCGGUCCCAGGUUCGAGUCCCACUCUGGCCACUUGCUGGAUUUGUGCUCGGUCAUCCCGAGUUCAAAUUUUCGGCCACGCUUGUAAAUAGCCAACUGGUCGCCUUCUGCCAGUUGGGAUUUUUAAUCCUGUUAUGUUGUAUUUGAGUUAUUUGUUUCUAAAUAUUUGAGUGGAGUGCCUGUAAAUUAGCUGGACAAGCUAAGUGCAAUUUCCACUAUAAACAAGCCUUUAACCUUUUUUUUUUUUUAAUCUUAUUUGGUUGAGGGAUGAGAAAGGGUUCUGACUGUUAGAGUUGUUCGCUGAAUAUAUCACAUUGUGUAAUCCCAGAAAAUAUCCAUACUUACCCCAUGUAGGGGAUUGUGCUGAGCUCAAAAUGGGGAGCAUCACUAGAGUGUCAGUUCUCAGUUUUUGUUCCUAGUUGAUAUCAAGUACUUAUGGUCCAUGUUUAAUUAUUUGAAGGAACAAAGUCCAGUAGAGUGCAGUGCAAGCAGGAACAAACGAUUGCGGAGUUUGCCCCAGGAAGAAAAUACAGCAGAUAAUGGGGAGUCCCCUGGUGGUGUUGACUUAGCUGACCAUGAAAAGGACGAUAUUGAAGAGGAGGAAGAGGAUAACAAAAGAAAGGUAUAACAAAAGCUGUACAUGCAAAUUUUAAAUAUUAAAUCUGUUGACACAAAACCCUUUGGACUGAACAUCACAAGGUAUCAGCCUUUUUUCAAUUUUAUAAAAUUACAACAGCUAUCAAAGAGGAAGUUUCUCCUUGGCUACUAUCAGGGACUGCAGAACAUAUUUUGGUUCAGAUGGGCUAACUUGCAUGUAGUGUGAGCUUAUCUACGUGGGUCAGAUAACAUGUUUCCCUAUAGCCUGAGAAAACAGCCAACAUUUUGUGAUGCCACCACUGGUUUCCCCACGAAGCUAGGCACGAAAGCGUUGCCAAUCAGAUGGUCUACGAUUCAUUUCAGUUUGAAAUGUUUUAAUAUCAAAACCUACAGGCAGUUACAAGUAAGGCCACAUUUUGUAUCAUCUCAAAGUUUUUAGAAAAAAUGUAGUUUUUAAGGUGGUGCAGUGGUUUUAAAGCAACUUUAUUAAAAGCAUGUUUUGCAAAAAUACGUAAAUACUGAUCCUUCACAAAGUGAAUUAUGCGCAACAGUCUACAGGUCACAGAGUUUAAAUUUUGUUCGCGUAUCAGUCAAGGUAAAUCUUUAUCAUUGAUUCUUGAAAAUGCUCAAGAAUUUUGGCAUGAUACUUACAGUGUUUAGGCCAUCGCACGCUACAAGAAUCACAUAGCACGCGAUGCAAUUCACGUCUCGUGAGAGGGUGGUAAUUUACUUUUGAGUGGUACUGUAAAUCACAGACACCUCUGGCAACUGGGAGCCUAUUAGGCAGCAGCCUUGAGUAUGGAAUUUCUGUCCUCGUUCCUCAGAUAUCAUUUUUGCAGGGAAACCAGUUGUGGCAUCGUGAAUUGUGGGCUGUUUCUCUCGGGCUAGUUUACCCAGGAAGAUAUGAAAACUAGAGCAUCUAAAAUCACAAGAAACAAAUUCAUGUCUAUCAAUCAUGUGAAAAUUUUGUCAAAUUCCUUCAACAUUCUGGAUAAAAAUGUACAUUUAACAAACAGAAUUGCGUUUGCUCUGAACCCAAAGAUUAGAAAUACUUCUGUAAAUGCAAAAAAGAACUUCCUGGUGAAACUUUUGGUGGUGCUACGAUGUAUAGCCCACCCAGCCCCAUAGCUCUGCAAUCCCAGACCAUGAGCAUGAUUCCUGGCUACUUUCAUUGGAAACAAAAGGAAACUAUCUGAGUCAAAAGACCUUUAAUUCCUAGAUGUUCAGAUCCCCAGGUAUUAAUAUUGCAUUUAUCCAGCAGCUUGAAAUUUUUACAACUACCCCGGAUGACUUAUUACUCUGUUUUUAAGGAAAGCAACUCCCUGCUCAACUGCACUAUCAAAAUAAUUCUUGUGUGCUGAAGUUUCUGACAAACUGAAAAUUUCUACUGUUUAUUUCAGGGUUUGAAGAGGAAACGAGGUAGCAAGCCUCCUAAACCAAAAGAACCUUCAGAUCCCAGUCAGAUGACUAUGCAACACUUAAUUUACUUCAAUCCCAAGACUAACCCUAUGAGGUAAAUCAGUCAGUUGUGUUCUGGCAUAAAAUAAAUAUAAAGAACAGAUUUUGUAGAUCCUCAGGGUGUAAAAUCUUCAUUUUUUUCUAAAUCAUAGAUUUUGUUCAUGUACAACAUCUUUCCCGUUGAAGCUCUCGUAAGUGGACACUCUUGAAAAGCAUAAAGGAUGUUGGUAACGAGCUGGCCACUUAAGGGAAUGUAGAAAUACGGAGUGUGUAUGGGAGUGGACAAAAAUGGGGUUUUGUGGAGACGCUUUAAGUAGAGCUGUCUGCUUUCGAGAUUGUCUGUUAGGAGAGCCUCCACUGUACGCACAUUCUUAUUGGCAUAUAGGUAGCUACACCCCUGAGAACAAGCUGAGACUCAAGUUUUUUCAAGCCCUGUUUGUAACACCAAAAAGUAAACUGGAAAAUUUGGCUUGUGAUACUAUCCAAGCUUGCCUUGGAUAGAAAAGACACUUGCAGAUAUCUUAUUCAAGGUGGUAACAAAUGAUGGCUUGCUCAAGGUUCAGUUUUGGUAAUUUAAGCUGAGUUGAGGAGAGGUCAGCGUAACAUGUACUGUGUAGAGUUCCAUUUGUUAGGUCAAUGGCAGGAAAGCCUACUGAGAUGUAGAAAUAUUGCAAUUAAGUUAUCACUUUAUUCCAAUAUGUAUUUACCAUAUGUGACUAUUUUCUAUUCUUUUUUGUUUGUAGUUCAACUGCAGCAGGAAGAAAAAAGAAAAAUGAUGAGAAAAGAAAAAGCAGCAAAGGAAAUUCAAAGUGAGCUUAAUAUAAAGUAGUUCAACAGGGUAAAAAAUAAUGAAAUUAUUCAGGUUAAAAAUUGAUUCCAAAAUGGUAAGGCUGAUUUCCCUGUUGGGAAUAAAACAAUUAAACCAAAAAAAGUUAUUGCGAAUUGGUGAUUACCUGCAGUGCACAGAUUUCAACGGGUUGAUACACACUUUAAUUUGGGAUUGUCUUUGCUAUAUAUACAUCAGUGCAAGGCUCUGUAGUGGAAGAUAGGGCAAAAUAGAGGUCAAGAAUGUGUAACGAGACAGGAAAAUAUGAAGCAGAAGGGAAAGCCUGUAGAGAAUUUAAGACUUGAUUCCACACCCACCCUCUUGUUGUUAUCCUGCUAAAAAGAUUGUGAUCUUAAGUUAGAUGCACUGCCAGAUUAUAAUGUCAUGUGAGAAUGAUAAAACUUUGCAUAACAGUCCUGCGUUGGGGACAGUCAAGCCCAUUUGUGAAUUUUGUAGGUUUUUGAGGUGUUAUACAUCAUAAAAACUUGCACAACUUGUGGAUGCAUAAUUUAGGAAAAAGCAAAAAGAGCAAUAAAAUCUCUGACAGCUGAUGACAGGUCUGUCAUUAAGAGCCGGGGCCGGGGAUUUCCCUCAGCUUCUAUGAAUGUGGUCCCUAGUUACUUUCAUCGGAAAAAAGAAGAAAAGUAGAACCAAAAGAAAUCCCUAGCUGUUUGAUUCCCCACCUGUUGUAUUUAUCCGGCAACUUGAAAUCUUAGUGACGACCCUGUGAUGUGUGCAAGUCGUUCACCUUGCUCACUUGAUUGAAAAAAGCAAAUUGGUUUGCAUUAUGUAGUGCCUCCAGCAGUCCAGUCUCUUGAUCGAGUGAUAAAGAAAUCACAGUUUCACCACCAACUCUUUGCUACCAAGCAAUGAAGCAUAAAGUGGUAGCUGUGCUAAUUUCAACAGACUUCAUCACAAAACUCAUAACCAUAAAUAAGUUUUAGGUCAUACCAAAAUAAUUAAAAUAACAACUUGCUCCCCACCUUAGAAAUGUCUGUACAAUUUUUGCGACUUUGGGGGGUAUAGAAUGUAUCUUCGCUUCCUUUAGAUGAAUCACUUUCAAACUUAGCAAGUUUGCUAGCAUUAAGACACUCUUUUCAGCAGUGUCAACAAAUUUUCACCAAACAAUCCUCAUCAAAACUUUUUAAAAAACCUGGAAGGGUCUAAUGUUUAAUAAUUAAUGAGUUCUAUAACAAUUUUCUUUAAAAUAUUUGAAACUAAGAGUCACUGUCUCAUCGGUCCAUUUCAGAAAUAAAGAGCCAGCGGGAGAAACUAGUGCUGCAAUCAAUCAAGAAGCCGACAGUGGGUCACCAACGAGAACAAAUCAACAACAAAACAGCAAAGAGACGCAGGGAGAUGAUGAAGCUGAUGCAAGUACUACUGUAGCCCCACGUGUCAAGCUUGAUGCUGAUGGAAACAUAAUUGUGGAUGAAGAAAGGUGCCAGCCAACUGUAAAAUUGCUUUGUUUUCUGAAAUUGAAAAAAAAAACUGUUGAUUUAAGUAUUCUUUCUGCAGUUCCCAAUUACAAGAAUUUUGGCCUCUCAUUGCUGUUUCAGAGAUUCUGACAUUUAAUAAAUAGAUUCCAUGUUGCCGAGCAUCUGUUCAGUAAUAGAUCACAGAUGACGUCAAAAUGUGGUGACAACAAAGAAGUGGCAGGCAAGUGUGAGUCACUGAUGUUUUUUCCACAUUUUGACGUCUUCUGUGAUCUAUUACUGGACAGACCCCCUGCACACACCUACCACAUACCGCUUGACCUGUUCGAGGGUCUGUGCUAGUUUAAGCUUUUUUUAAUUCCCAAUUUAAUUCUUUAUCCUACUUUUAUAUAGUUUCUGUGAAAAGUUUUUCAUUGCCUUUCCUUGCUCAAAGCAGAAAAAAAGUGAAAACACUUUGCAAAACAGUGGGUCUCUUGUAGUGAUGACACACAAUGGCAACUGUAGUGAAGAUUUCUUCAUGCUGUUUAGGCAUUCUCAAGUUGUCAAGAACUCCUCAAAAAAGCUCCUCCUACAAGAGUUUAGCUCGUGCUGAACUUUUUUUAGGCUUUCACUUGCUUAAUCUGAAAUAACGCACAAACAUUUUCAAAACCACGUGCGUAGUAUCUAUAACAUUAAAGCCGCAUGCAAAUGGACACGACAUCGUUGGAUUUUCCAUGUUGUGUCCUUUGCACAUGCUGUUGUAUGUCAUUGCGUGUUGUUGGGAGUUGUUGUGCAAAGUUUGAAACCGGUCAAACGUUUAGCCAGAUCCAAAUGGACACAACAACUCCCAGAAUUGUUGGGUCAACAAUGUUGGGAGUUGUUGUGUCUAUUUGCACAAAGCUUUAGUAACGAACUUCUGUUGUGUUGCAGUCUUUUGAUUCCGAAGGCACCUGAGGAAAACCUUGCUGAACGGUGAGUUGUGAGAAUUGUUCUCUAACCAGCUAUGUUUCUUGAACUCUUGCUUGUUUCUUAAUUUUGAGCAGCACAUCCAUUAGAGAACCCUGUACCCACAGACCAAGUUCACCAUUAUCUCAGUUGAAAGGAAUUAAAAAGUCAGUUGGAAAGUUAUGCAGUCACUUAUAUUAGAUUCUAUUUUAGUAAUAACAGUCUUGCUUUGUCGUAGUGAAAUUGUGUAUGAAGAUGCAGAUGAAGUUAACUACCUUUCAUACUUGAAACCAAGAAAGGUUGGAAGAUGGUCACUUGAAGGUAUGCUCAGUUCUGUAAAAUUAAGUAGAAAUCAGCCAAUAGAUAGAAGAUCUCAGUGGAGGUCACACAGGGAAAAGCUUGUUUAAAGUCUUUAUUAUUAAUUUUUGACAUUCAAAAUCCCCACAUAUUGAAGUCCAUAUAAGAGCCGUUCAAUUUUAAAUUUUUAAUUUAGGGCUCUGAAAGCCCUUGAUAACUUGGUGCUUGUCAUACAACUUUGAAAAUUUGUAUUUUGACUGUUUCCACAAUCAGGACAAAAAAAAUGAUUUGAUACACUUCACCCUAUCAACUGGGUUUUUCUAUGUUUUACUGACUUCAAAAGAACGAAAUAUAACUUUUCCUCCCCCAUCCCCUCCAUGCAAUGUUGUGCCAGUGUUCGAGCUACCUUUAGAAAACAACAAACACCCCAACUUUGAAUGGAGGGGACAGGGGAGGGGUGUAGAUUCUUUUGUUCUCUGAAGUUAUCCUAUUUGAGUACAAUGUCUCAACAAUUUUGUCACCAGUUGUAGAUUUUCAGGAGGUUUUAUACUUGUUUUAUUAGGCAGAUCUCCUUUAAACCCGUGCAUGAUACUAAUACCAUCAGCUCUUGCCUUGUGGAUACCCCGCUUUAACAGACACCCCUAUAAUACAGACAGCAGUUAAUCCCUGGCAAAAACAAAUUACAUAUGUUUGACUGAAAUAAACUCUCGCUUAUUACAGACUCUCACUAAUGAGGACACUAGAGCGAGGUCCCUACAGUGUCCACUUAAGGGAGUUGACUGUGUCUGUGUGGUUUUGUAGUGCAUAAGGACUUGAAAAGAACUUAUGUCCUUGAAAUCUCUUGGUCCAACGAGCAACACAUAGUAGACUGAAUGGAGGAUCUGGAUGCAUGAGAAAAUUUGACAUGACUAACUGCCUUUAUAUCCUUGAUGAAAACCACAUUUAAACCCUUCAAACUGAAUAGAGACCAGUAAGUAUGCCAAACAACACAGCAGUUUUCAGUCCCACUUCUCACCCUACAACCUGAAAAUAUUCAAGAGCCACUGUUUCUUCUUGCAGAGACACAGAAGUUCUACAAAGCAUUAAGUCAAGUGGGAACUGACUUUGGCUUGAUGCUGCCACUUUUUCCCAACAGAAUAAGAAAAGAGCUCAAGGUUUGUUCUAUAGUUCCUCUUGUCCAGAUGCUGUACUUUGAAUGGGGGUGAUGCCAAGUUAGUACACAAGGAAACAAAAAAAAUGGCCACAUUGUUACAUGUUUCUUCCCACGUGGCCUGCAAAUACAGAGCUAUGUCUGAGUGGUCAGGGGAGCUCAGUGACUGAUUUUUGUAAAACAUCUGUUCAAAAAAGCCAAUAUUAACCAGAAUUUUCUAUAGCUUGAAGGCUGCUAAAAAUUUCUAGAUGACUGUUCCCUUCAUGUAUGAUUUUUUAAGCUUAUCUAAUAAAUCCCCUAUGAUUUGCAUCCAAAAAAAAGUUUAGGAGCAAAAUAUGUCUAGAUUGGCAGGCCAUCUUCAGGGCUCUCUUUUGUUCCAAAACCUGUAAUAAUCUUUUUACUCAAUAACUUCUUGAAUUCACCGUGCAUGCUAGGGGUUUUUUAAAUAUCAUUAAUUUGUACCUCUGUCACCUCUCAGGCAAAGUUCAAGCUACUUGGCACACUCCCAAGUAGAUUUAACACAACAUGGAUGGUAUUAAUUUUAACAUUGUUCAAAUACAGAUACAGUGAAAACCUAUAAGUAAGGACCUACAUUUUUUGAGGUCUGGCAAAAAGGGUGUUCUUUAUUAUUUUGGCGUUAGUUUAUGGGCGAUUUAGGCGAGUAAGAUUCUUAAUUAGUAUCUUAAUUUCUAUGAAACAGAUUUUGUUCAUGACUACCAGGGGAUUGUACACGUAGGUUGAGAAUUGGUGAUAGCCAGUCUGCACACAUUGCACAGGCUGCCCAGGGUUUUGCAAAUUUUUUGUUCUUCCACAACAUCAUUUUGCUUUUUCGCUGAUUGUCCAUUGACAUUUUCAGGCCAAAUUCAAGCGAGAAGAAAAGCUACACAGAAGUUUGGUAGAAAAGGCUCUUCGUAAGUAAAAUUAGAAGGAAAGUAGCUAUUUCCUAAACUUCCGUGUUGUUAGAGAAUAUUUAAGAACACAGGCAUGAACAUAAAACCUUCAGUAUACAGAGAUGUGGCUGCAAAAAAAAUCUUUGCAUUUUACCAUGUCUUGUGACCAUGCUUCUUAAAACAAGUUGGCAUAUCAAUAUUCAUAUUGAUGAUCAUGAAGUAUUUCUUUAAUAAUUAAUUUCUCUUACAGGUGUUCGCAAUCCUAUUGAAGUGGAGUUGUUUACCCCUAAAGAUGACAGAGAAGAAAUCGAUGACGAUGUUGAUGUGGCAAGUACAGACAAUAGUAAUCCCAGUGAAGUGCUACAAAACAGUUUGGAAACAUGAAAUUUAAUAUUGCUUCUACUCAAAAUGGCCGUUUGAGCAUGUCAGAGGAACAUGAGACCAUGUGUCAUGCCUUAUUUCAGACAACUAGCAAGCUUAGCAGAGUCUAUUUUUUUUUUGGGAUCGAGCAUUACAGAUCUUUGUUUUGCUUUUGAUUCCACUACGUUUCAAGCUUUUAGAGUAAGGAAUACAGACAUAUUUUACA
Porites lobata is the source of this 13406-nucleotide messenger RNA. NCBI's taxonomy places the organism in Eukaryota, Metazoa, Cnidaria, Anthozoa, Scleractinia, Poritidae. The record is from the annotation of a GenBank genome assembly.